UUUCUUCCUUUUUUUUAAAAUUCAUUUUUUGUAAUUUAUUUUAUAUUUUAAAUGAUUUUUAAAAUCAGUAACUUUAGUUAUAUUGUUACAUCAUAAUUGAUACUGAAAGACAUUUGGUUGAAUUUAGUAUCAGUCUGGGGACAAUUUUGCACACAUGUACAAUGUACUAUAACCAUGUUUUGAGAAUUAGGCUCUGUCGGCCUACCUCUCUGAGGACCAGAACUCUGUUCAUUGGAAUAGUCUGGACCUUGCACGAUGUUCUUCCUCCCUCGACUCAUUUUUGUCUGUAAUUUAAUUUGUGCUACGAGUCAUCUGGAAGUAGCUUUUAAUGAAUUUUUUGGGUUUUUCUACUGAGUUCACAAACUUCAAGGUAGGCUCGGGGCUCCCAAGUUUGCAAAGUGUCUUGGAGGUGGGUAGCCCUGGGAGGUGGGAUUUCCUAGGACGAUCUGACUCUCUGUAAAGUAGCUAAGGCAGAGGAGGAUAGAGCUUGAGGAACCUUGAUCUCUUGGCUGCUGAUUUUCAAAGCUCUUGAUUAAGCCUCUGUUUCAGACUUUCAGAGACCUGGGGGAAUCUCGAUCUGUCUGUCUGUCUGUCUGUCUGUCUGUCUGUCUGUUAGUUCAUCCAUUCAUCUGUCCAUCCAUCCAUCCAUCCAUCCAUCCAUGAAUGAAACACAGAACAGCCUCUGAGUUUACAUGAAUUUUAUCUGGUCUUGAAUCUUUAUAAUAAAAUGGUCAAGUCUUAGAAGCUUCCCAUCCAAGAACUUGUCAUGAGGGGAGAGAACUAUGAUCGAAGAGCUUACCACUGUAUCUCAGUGGGAAUGAGAAUGCCUUCUUUAGGGAACUCAUUCAUCCCUUUACCAAAUAAUGUUGAACCACCUGGAAAAAAGCAGGCUCCAAGACUAAGGAGAGCAUUAGGGCUGGACAGCCUCAGGGCGGGACAGGGCAGUAUGUAGAAAGGAGUAGCAAUUCUAUGUACACGGUAGAACUUGUCAGGAGCAGAAGAUAGAAAGAUGCACAUGGCGCUUCUUCCAAUUCAGUGUCCAGGAGGUGGUAGGCUGUUUAUGUUUGGAAGAAAGGAUGGAGCUGGUCCUGGGGUCAGGAUUGGUGAAGCAGAUUUUCCUUUCCAGAGACCAUGUCUUGUGUAUAUUGCUUUACCAACCUGUUACUCAAUAUGUAUUCCAAGAUGGCUUCUGGCUCAAGGCAAUGUCCUGCCUCCUCCUCCAGUGUAAGGCUGCUUUUACAUUCACGGUUGUUCAUUACUUGCUUCCAAAAGCUGAGCCUUGUCUUCUGCCUGUCAUGUGAGGAAAUGUAGUCUGUUGCAUUACGUCUUGGACACUACCUCUCAAAGUCAAGGGUGCUGGUAGGCCCCUGUGCGGGAGCUCCAGGGGUUGAGGGCUCCGUCUUAGGAUGAGAUGUGGAAAAAGCUCUGUAGGCUGAUGCUAAAGAAGCAGAACCUCACUGAAGUCUGCUGGGGUUGUUUAAGUACCACACCCCGGCUGGGUGUCGUCUACCUCUGUCUUUCAUGGGUCUGAGAGCUAGACAUGCCAAGAUCAGGAGGCUUCAUAGUCAGGUUCUGGGAAGGCUUCAUGUUUUCUCAGUCAUGGUAGAAAGAAUGAGGGAUGAACAGAAUUUUUGGAGCCCGAGGGGGGGGGGUCUCCUGACCCUGCUUUUUAAAAUAAGACCAUUAAUUCAAUUCAGGAGAGCUCGGUUCUCAAGGCUUGAUCACGUCCCCAAACACUCCACUUCCUAAUACCACCAUACCGUUGCUUAGAUUUCAAGAUAUGAAUGAGAAGGGUGGGGGACACUCAGAUUCAUUUAUUUACUGAUCUUUUAAGAUAAUAAUUAAUAAUAAAGAAACAAACAAAUCAGAAUAUUUGAUCCUAGCACUCGGAAGGCCUAGACAGACAGAUCUCUGAGUUCGGGGCCAGCCUAGUCUACAGAGUGAACUCCAGGACAGGCAGAGCUGUAAAGUGACCCCAUCUUGAAAACAACAACAACAACAACAACGAAAACCCAAAACCAAGAGUCUGUUUGGGCUGGAGAGAUGGCUCAGCAGUUAAGAGACUGCUGUUUCAGUCAAGUCCCAGCACCCACAUGGCAGCUGACAGCUGUCUGUAAUUGCAGUUCCGGAAGAUCUGAUGCCCCCAACACAGACAUAAAUGCGGGCAGAACACCAAAGCACAUGACGUAAAAGUAAACGAAGGAGAUUGCCAUACGAGGUAAGGGGUUUUACCAGGGCAUUUUCACACCAGCGUGUCCCGGAGUGUUAUAUGCAAGCUCUCAAGGGUAGCUAUUGAUUUGGUCCUGAAAACUCUCUUGAAGGAAAGCCAAGUAUUCACGUAUCUGCUGGUCUUUAGGGGGGGAAACCCCCGUAUAUUUGUUUAUUCAUGUGUGUGUUCGUUUGGGUGUGUGGGGACGGCAGAGGUGGAGUCCAUCCUCCCUCUUCAUCAUGUGGACUCUGGUGAUCUCGUUCGGGUCUUCAGGCUUGACGUUGAGUACCUUCGCCAUCUUGCUUGCCCAACUGCUGUUGAGCCAGAGGACUUAGAAAGCAAUUUUGUUGGUGCUACACAGGUUGCAAGGUAAUGAGCUGGAGUUCAAGUCCAGGUCUUUGACUGCAAAUUGAUCGUCUAGUCCAGAGCGUCCGUGUUGCCUCCGCUGGCAGCCACCUGUCUCGUCAAGGUUUGGUCAGGCUAGAAAUAGAUCUAAGGAUGGAAAGAGGGGAUGGGCUUGGAGGAACCACAAGUAUUUGUUGCUAAGGAGCAAAAAAGAGGAAGAAAGCAAGAGGCCUGGCUUCUGGAUAUGGCCUUGAAGUAAAGUGUUCUGGGGGAGCAGGGGUGCUGGGUACCACUGACUCUAUCCCUCCUUGGAGUUCAAAGGGAUCUUUGCUGCCUGCUGUCCUACAGGAUGAAUCCAGCUGUGGAAGCUAGGGAGUAACACAAAUGGUUUCACAUCCUUUGGUGGAGGGCGGUGAAAGGAGGAACAGUGUUUGCAUACGCUGAACAUUUGAAAUCAUAGACUUCCUGGGCUGAUUAGAUUAUUUCCGAGCAAAUCUCAAUUUUAUGUCUCUUCCUUAAUCGCCCCAUACCACUCUUCCCUUUCAACAUUAGCUCCCACUUCCUCAGGGUCCUUCUUCUCAGCCCACCCUACCCCCAAGUUCUUUCAAAUUUCUGUUUCCACGGUGCGUGUUGGUAAGGGGCCGUCUUGAAUAAUCGCCAGUGGUUUUUCUCCACACUGCUGGUGCCACUGAGGAUUCAGCACCAGGCUGAGGAGGACCAAGGGCUGAGAUUUUGCAGCUGGUUUUGUGAGUCACUAUGCACUCUGAGAGAGCACCCACCCACUGGAGGCAGCUUAGCUUGUGGGAACCCAACUGGAGGGACUGAGGCUUUCUCAGUGGCCUUGUCAGUGUGCACAGCAGAAGUGAACAGCCUUGAGUUGAGGAAAUUGUGGCUGGACAGGCAGGGAGGUAGUUCUGCUGUGUCCUGCUGGCUGUUAGCUGCAGAGUCUAGAUAUCAGAGCACCUGGAGGAGACAGGGGCCCCUUAGCCUGCUCUGUUGUGUGGGGAUGUUGCAGCAAACUGUCCUGUUGUCACUCUUCCUGCUCCUCAGAGCUCAUCAGGGCCAAGAUUGUGCAGAUUCUUCUGAAGAAGUGCUUGGAGUCUCAGGAAAGCCUGUCCAGCUGCGGCCUUCCAACAUACAAACAAAAAAUGUUUUUAUUGAAUGGAAGAAGAAGACAGGACAUCAACAGACUCCCCAGAUCAUGACUUGGGAUACUACGGAAAACAAAAGCUUUAAUAUGUGUUGUAGUGAUAUCUAUGGUUUUGAGUCUUAGAAUUUUGCUCUUAGUAUCAAGUCAGCUAAGCUAAAUGACAGUGGUCACUACGUGCUGGAGAUCACCAACAGCCAAAGAGGAAUAGUGUGCACUAAAAACUUCCAGAUGCUUAUAUUUGAUCCUGUUGAGACACCUCACCUGAUUGUCCAGGGGAAGCUCUGGGCUAACGGGACUUGUCAACUGUCUUUGUCCUGCUUUGUGCCCAAGGAUGACAAUGUGAGCUAUGCUUUGUACAGAGGGAGCAUGCUGAUCUCGAAUCAAAGGAAUGGCACCCACUGGGAGAACCAGACUGAUGCCAGCAGCCUGCACACAUAUACCUGCAAUGUUAGCAACAAGGCCAGCUGGGCAAACCACACCCUGACCUCCCCCCAGAGCUGUCAGAGUGUCCCUUCGAGUGAGGUGAGUAAACAGCGCCAGUCUUCUGGAAUUUAUAAGCUGGACCAGUCCAUCACCCAAUUGAGGAGGAUCGAUAAGGGUGAUGGACCCCUAAGAUGUGAGGAGACAGGCCGCAUGAGAGAGAUAGUUCAAUCCCUUGGGAUAGUUCCUGAAGCUAAUGAAGGGGCAGUGGGCGCUCAGUCUUCUCACCUUCUGUGUCCCUCAGAAUUCAAUUAUCUGCCCUUUGUGGUAUCCAUCGGUAUCCUCGUCAAAUUUUUUCAUGGGGCCAUCGAUUGCUUCUGUGUGUGGAAUAGGAAGAGAAAGCAGUCACAGUCCAUCGCUAAGGAAUCUUUGACCAUAUAUGAAUACGUCAAGAACGCACAAGUCAGCAGGGACCAACGAGGACAUUUUAGGGCCUCUGGAUCUUCCUCAGAUGUUCGGGGAGAUGAGAGGGGACAAAGAGAAUCGGACAGACGUCUUUUCCAGGUGAUCUUUAGAUAUCUUCCAUCUCUUUUCUCCACCAGUUUCCUGGCUCUGUCCAAAGAGGAAAAGGAGAAAAGAAACAGAGCAGAGAAAAUGGAAAUGAGGCAGAAGGGGCAUCAUGGUGCUGUACUUAAUCUGCCCAGGGGUAGAACUCAGUAGAAAUCAAUAGCAAAGGGCAGAAUAUGUCUACUACUGUCUUCCCAGAUGGCAGAGUAGGCUGGAAGGAAGCUCUUGGUCUCUCAGAACACUAGGACACAAGAGGAUGGGCCCUGGUGCUCCAUUAUCCGCUCCAAAUCCCUGGUGCUCCAUCACCUGUACCAUCUCCCUGGUGCUCCAUCACCUCCUCCAUCUCCCUGGUGCUCCAUCAUCUGCUCCAUCUCCCUGGUGCUCCAUCACCUGCUCCAUCUCCCUGGUGCUCCAUCACCUGCUCCAUCUCCCUGGUGCUUCAUCACCUGCUCCAUCUCCCUGGUGCUCCAUCACCUGCUCCAUCUCCCUGGUGCUCCAUCACCUGCUCCAUCUCCCUGGUGCUCCAUCACCUGCUCCAUCUCCCUGGUGCUCCAUCACCUGUACCAUCUCCCUGGUGCUCCAUCACCUGUACCAUCUCCCUGGUGCUCCAUCUCUCUAGUGCUCCAUCUCCCUGGUGCUCCAUCACCUGUACCAUCUCCCUGGUGCUCCAUCACCUCCUCCAUCUCCCUGGUCCUCCAUCACCUGCUCCAUCUCCCUGGUCCUCCAUCACCUCCUCCAUCUCCCUGGUGCUCCAUCACCUGCUCCAACUCCCUGGUGCUCCAUCACCUGCUCCAUCUCCCUGGUGCUCCAUCACCUGCUCCAUCUCCCUGGUCCUUCAUCACUUGCUCCAUCUCCCUGGUGCUCCAUCACCUGCUCCAUCUCCCUGGUCCUCCAUCACUUGCUCCAUCUCCCUGGUGCUCCAUCACCUGCUCCAUCUCCCUGGUGCUCCAUCACCUGUAUCAUCUCCCUGGUCCUCCAUCACCUGCUCCGUCUCCCUGGUGCUCCAUCACCUGCUCCGUCUCCCUGGUGCUCCGUCUCCCUGGUGCUCCAUUCCCUGCGCCAUCUCUCCUGCCCCCGUGUCUUUCCAUCAUUUCCUGAGCAUCACUGCUACUUCCCCUCAGUGGAAUGGAUCCCUUCCUCCUAGGUGCUGUUUCAUGCUUGUGCACAGGGUUGUCUUAGUGCCAUAGCAUGGCUGUUGCAUUGUUUACAUGGCUCCUUUGACAGUUCCAGGAAACUUUUAUGAGGUUGUACUUGUUAAGCCAAUAUUUUCUCUAUGUAUUUACAUAGUUCCAUAAUUUCUAACAAAAGAGAUUGAAUUACAUCUGGGUCUAAGACCAGUGUUCCAAUGAAAUGCAUACUCCCUGUAACACUAGACUUAGCACUUUCCCAUCUCUAAUGAGGGUUUAGGUUCAUCUGGUGGCAUAUUGCAACUUGUGUCUCAUCCUGCACA
This is a messenger RNA of Rattus norvegicus (Norway rat), 6141 nucleotides long. RefSeq names its product natural killer cell receptor 2B4-like. The record is from RefSeq and is a predicted model, not a curated record. NCBI's taxonomy places the organism in Eukaryota, Metazoa, Chordata, Mammalia, Rodentia, Muridae.